CGUCCCCGCGACCCUCUUGUUCAGAAGGCGAUGGCUUCUCUGGUGCUCAGGUCCGCCGGCAGCGCUCUCCGGCGGUCGCCUGUCUCCGAGUUCGUCGGGAAGACCCAAUCCAGCAAGUAUUCCACCUCGUCCUCAGGUCUGCAGGUGAACAGGGAGAGCUAUCAAGGUCUUGGUGCGAAGGUGGAUGAGCUCACUCGUGUGUUAGGUGGUCUGAAGAAAGGUGUCAAAGAACUUGAGCUAGUGUUAGAGAAAAAGGACGCUACCGUCAGAAGGCAGGCUCCAUUCAAGAUGCUGGCGGGGGUGACGAUCGGUUUCGCUCUUGGCUUCUACACAAACCAGCAUCUUAGUGCUUGAGUCGGAAGGAAGAUGUAUCGGUAGCAAAGCCCUAUGUUAGUGCUAAUUCAUGUAGACUUUAUUGACGUGUUAUGAUCUAGUGCACUGUUAUAUAUGUACCACUCUAGAACCUGUGGUGUAGUGGGAUGGUAUUGCUUUUUGAAGUCUCAAGCAACAGCCAGCUGUUGUCAGUUGACUUGUAUGGAUGAUCUAGCCUCUUGAAUCUUCCGAUUCGGUACGGGUCAUGACUCAUGAGUAGAUCGGAAGCUGAGGACAAUCUUUGAAUA
This is a messenger RNA of Lolium rigidum, 620 nucleotides long. RefSeq lists its product as uncharacterized. The record is from RefSeq and is a predicted model, not a curated record. The transcript is spliced from 3 exons. The coding region runs from base 31 to 354 and encodes 107 amino acids. NCBI's taxonomy places the organism in Eukaryota, Viridiplantae, Streptophyta, Magnoliopsida, Poales, Poaceae.